CGCAGUUAUUGCGUUGUUGUGUUGAUUGGGUUGAUAUCUACGAAGAAAGAAAACUCAAGCUUGAAGAAGUGUUGCAAAGGUCAUCUUUACUGUUGCUGUAAUAAGUUUACGCUUGAGGAAGGUCGCGUAUCCCGUCGCGUGCGUCGUGCGCGUCGUUCGUAAAGUCGUCGCCGUCGCGGUUCGUCAACCGGUAAUCCUUGAGGUCGCUCCUUAAAAGGACUUACGCGUUCGUAAACUUCCUCAAACCAUCGAAGAAUGUCGUUCUUCAACCAAAACUACAACUAUCCUCGCAACUAUAAUGCCAACGGGGCCGGCUGGGUCAACCCGGCCGCCUUUGGUCAAUCGCCAAUCGUCCAGAUGCCAACGCCGGAGUCGUCCGGCUACUCCAGUGCGAACCCCUCGAUCUCCAGCCAAUCGUACGGGUAUGGCUUCGCACCGGGAGUUAUGAACGCACCCGCGGCACCUGCCUAUCCGGCAGCUCCGGCCCUGCCCUAUCCGACGAUGGGCUUCGGGAUGCCCAUGCCAGGUGGUCCGAGUCCCGGCGGUUACGGAGCUCCCGCGAUGCCGGCAAUGCCGAUGCCCAUGCCGGGAGCGUCGUACGGAGGUGGACCGAGCUUUGGAAGUGCCUCGGAAGAUCCCGCGCAGUUACAGGAAUUACCGUUCCAGGCGGUUUCCGUUCCGAUCGCCGAGGGGAUGUUUAGCAGUCUCGGCGAGAGGGGCAGUGGCUUCCGGUCGCAAACCGAUGUCCAGGACUACUAUGUGCUGCGCAACCAGUGCCUUGAGAGCGGGUCGCUCUUCGAGGAUCCGGAAUUUCCGGCGACCUCGUCCUCGCUGAUGUUCUCGCGCCGUCCCGACCGCCACUACGAGUGGCUCCGUCCGCACGAGAUCAGCGAAGCGCCGGAGUUCUUUGUCGAGGGCUUUUCCCGGUUCGACGUGCAGCAGGGUGAGCUCGGGGAUUGCUGGCUGUUGGCGGCUUGUGCCAACUUGACCCAGGACCAGAAGAUGUUCUUGCGGGUGGUGCCGGAGGAUAACAGCUUUGAGGACGAUUACGCGGGGAUCUUCCACUUCCGGUUUUGGCAGUACGGCCGCUGGGUGGAUGUGGUCAUUGACGAUCGGCUGCCGACCUAUCGGGGGGAGCUGAUUUAUAUGCGGUCGUCGGAAAAGAAUGAAUUCUGGAGUGCGUUGCUGGAGAAGGCGUACGCCAAGUUGCAUGGAUCUUAUGAAGCGUUGAAGGGAGGCACCACCUGCGAGGCGAUGGAGGACUUUACCGGGGGUGUUACGGAGAUGUACGACCUGAAGGAUCAAACGCCGCCGAAUCUGUUCCAGAUCUGCGAGAAGGGAUUCCAGCGCAACUCGAUGUUUGCGUGCAGUAUUGAGCCCGACCCCAACGUAACGGAGGCCGAAACCCGCGAAGGUCUGAUCCGAGGCCACGCGUACUCCAUCACCAAGAUCCAGCUGGCGGACAUCGUAACGCCCACCCAGUCGGGCAAGAUCCCGCUGAUCCGACUGCGCAACCCGUGGGGCAACGAAGCGGAGUGGAACGGAGCCUGGAGCGAUCAGUCGGCCGAGUGGCGCUUCAUUCCGGACGAACAGAAGGAAGAACUGGGGCUGAGCUUUGACAACGAUGGCGAGUUCUGGAUGUCGUACCGAGACUUUUGCAAGUACUUUGACCGCAUUGAGAUCUGCAACUUGAGCCCGGACUCGCUGAGCGAGGAGCAAGCGAACCGCGGCAAACUCCGCUGGGAAAUGUCCACCUUCGAGGGCGAAUGGGCAGUCGGAUCGACGGCCGGCGGUUGCCGUAACUAUCUGAACACAUUCUGGCACAACCCGCAGUACGUGAUCCACCUGGAAGACCCAGACGAGGACGAUGACGAGGGCAAGUGUACGGUGAUUAUCGCCCUGAUGCAGAAGAAUCGUCGCUCGCGUCGCAACAUGGGCGUGGAUUGCCUCACGAUUGGCUUUGCCGUGUACCGGGUGACGGAGCGGGAUCUGGCACAGAAGCCGCUGAAAAUGAACUUCUUCAAGUAUAAUGCGUCGGUUGCGCGGUCGCCGUCGUUUAUCAACCUGCGUGAGGUGAGCUGCCGGUUCAAGUUGCCUCCGGGAGAUUACUUGAUUGUGCCGUCGACGUUCGAGCCGAACGAGGAGGGAGAGUUCCUGAUUCGGGUGUUCUCCGAGUGUAAGAACAGCAUGGAGGAGAACGACGAUGAAGUCGGCGUCGGAGACAUCGAUGAUAGGGUCCAUCCCGACGAUAUCAAUCGUGGUGGUGGUCGAUACAUCGCGCCAGACGUCCCAAUCCCGUCGCAACCGUCGCCCCAGCGCCAGGCCAUGGAACGGCUGUUCCUGGAGGUGGCCGGCGCUGACGGCGAGGUCGAUUGGGUCGAGCUGAAGCGCAUCCUGGACCACUCGUUCCGUGAUGAUCUGCCCAAGUCGUCGUCGGUGAACGGGUUGAACAAGAGCUACGCGAACCAGCAGAACGCGUCCAACUACGACGAUGGCGGUGGUGGCGGCGGCGGAUUGCUGGCCCAGCUGUGUGGCCUCUUCUGUAAGGACACCCCGUUUGCGGAGGCAUUCGGGGUCAACGAUGGAGGCGCCGCCGGUCCUGGGGGUGAUCCGAGUGCGAACCUGCAGAAUCAAAUCGUUCCCGUGCAGCGUGUUGACCAGUCCGGCGAUGGCUUCUCGAAGGACGUGUGCCGCUCGAUGGUGGCCAUGCUGGACGUCGACCAGUCCGGCAAGCUGGGCUUCGAGGAGUUCCAGACGCUCCUCACGGACAUUUCCAAGUGGAAGGCCGUCUUCAAGCUGUACGACCAGGACCAGACGGGUCGGCUGAGCGCGUUCGAGCUGCGUGAAGCGCUCAACUCGGCCGGGUAUCAUUUGAACAACCGGAUUUUGAACGGGCUGGUCCAUCGGUACGGCUCCCGGGAUGGGUCGAUAGCGUUUGACGAUUUCAUCAUGUGUGCGGUGAAGAUCAAGACGAUGAUUGAAAUCUUCCGCGAACGAGACACCGAAGGCACCAACAUGGCCACAUUCAGCAUGGACGAAUGGGUCGAAAAAACGCUUUACUCGUAAAGAAA
Molecule: messenger RNA, 3071 nt
Organism: Culex pipiens pallens (northern house mosquito)
Lineage: Eukaryota; Metazoa; Arthropoda; Insecta; Diptera; Culicidae
Product: calpain-A-like
Exons: 8
Coding region: 256-3066 (936 amino acids)
Biological process (GO): proteolysis
Cellular component (GO): cytoplasm
Molecular function (GO): calcium ion binding; calcium-dependent cysteine-type endopeptidase activity
Source: RefSeq, a predicted model, not a curated record